AGGACAGCGCUACAUGGGGGACGCAGGCGACAGCGACUGGUACCAGCGCUCCUACACCCCGCAGGGACUAAAUCCGCACUCUGGAGAAAUCUUUAGGGCUUGACGGCGUUCAGCUCGUGGGAAUUGACUCGAUAAAAUAACCGAGCCGAGCAUGAACACAACGCAUUUGAGUGUCUCCUCCUCUGAGCAUGGACUGACCACAUCCCUCUCUGGAUGAUUUGAUGGGGCUGCUCAGAGUCAUGAUGCCGCCCAAGUUGCAGCUGCUGGCGCUGCUGGCGUUCGCACUGGCCAUGUUCUUCCUGGAAAAUCAGAUCCAGAAGCUGGAGGAGUCCCGGGGAAAGCUUGAACGGGCCAUCGCCAGACACGAGGUACGAGAGAUCGAGCAGCGGCACACGCAGGACGGCCUGCGAGAACGGGACUCGUCAUCGUCGGCGCUGUCCGAGAGAGAAGACGACGUGGUCAUCAUCUACAACCGCGUGCCCAAGACGGCCAGCACCUCCUUCACCAACAUCGCCUACGACCUGUGCGGGAAGAACCACUACCACGUCCUGCACAUCAACACCACCAAGAACAACCCAGUCAUGUCCAUACAGGACCAGGUUCGGUUUAUAAAGAACGUGACUGAAUGGAGGGAAAUGAAGCCAGCUUUCUACCACGGACAUGUCUCCUUCCUGGACUUCACCAAGUUUGGGAUAAAGAAGAAACCCAUCUACAUCAACGUGAUCCGGGACCCCAUUGAAAGGCUGGUGUCCUAUUAUUACUUUUUGCGUUUCGGGGACGACUACAGGCCCGGCUUGAGACGCAGGAAACAAGGAGACAAGAAGACAUUUGAUGAAUGUGUAUCAGCCGGCGGCUCAGACUGCGCCCCUGAGAAGCUCUGGCUCCAGAUUCCCUUUUUCUGUGGUCAUUACUCUGAAUGCUGGAACGUGGGCAGCCAGUGGGCUCUGGAGCAGGCUAAAUACAACCUGGUGAACGAGUACUUGCUGGUCGGAGUAACAGAAGAGCUGGAAGACUUUGUCAUGAUGCUGGAGGCCGCGCUGCCACGCUUCUUCAAAGGAGCCACCGAGCUGUACAAAACAGGGAAGAAAUCCCACCUGAGGAAGACCAGCGAGAAGAAGCCGCCCACUAAGGAGUCGAUUGCUAAGCUGCAGCAGUCGGCCAUCUGGAAGAUGGAAAACGAGUUCUAUGAGUUUGCACUGGAGCAGUUCCAGUUCGUCAGAGCUCAUGCUGUCCGAGAAAAGGAUGGAGAACUCUACCUGCUGGCACAAAAUUUCUUCUACGAGAAGAUUUACCCCAAAAACUAGUGAGACACAUGUCCACAGACGGGUUUGAAGUGUUUCAGCGAAGGUGACUUUGUACAGGCUCAUACGUCCAGUCUGAGACGAGAAGGAGAAGCAGAGUGAGAGUAACGGACUACUGCAGACUGUGUGGCCAGUUUGUACUGGUGACUGACAAACAUAACGUGGAGUUGCAGAGCGAUCCGCCCCUUGACGCAGCGAUCAGGCUGGUGACAGUUCUGUUACUCACAUCCGUGCCUGCCAGCUGGACGUAGCACCCGUGUUUCGUCCUCAGUAGCGUCAAACAGGUUGUGUUCCCAGCAGCUCCAUCCGCUUUCACUUUCAUGUCAAAGGUUAUCCGUGCAGAGGGCCUCUGCCGGCACGUGGCCGGAGACGGCCAGGGCUAACAGCCGAUUGGCUCUGCCGUCACCCGACACAGAUAAAACAUUUUCAUUGGCUAUGUACUGUUUGGUUGUGUUUAGUUGUAUUUUAACUCUUUACUAUCGUUGUCUUUUGUAUGUAAAGACAUUUUCAUGGUGAAACGACAUCCACACGCCUCACCACUAUUACUAACUUAAAGAGAUUUUAAGUGUAAGAAACUGACUACUGUGCUGUAUUAUUGGACUUGAAUGAGAACAUUUGAGGUUUUUAUGAAAUUAAAAUCCUGUGACCAUGGACUAUUUACUGGGGCAAGUGCGUAUGUUUUAUACUGUACUUGGUGUGUUUUCGUUUGAUGAAUCUAGUAAAUGAUGUGCAGCUUUGCCCAGAGGCUUUUUCCUUUGUAGCGAAGGAGCCGUUUACACAUGAUCUUAUUAUAGUGUGUAAGAACACAAUGGCAAAGAUGUUGCUGCUGUAAAUACACAGAAACUACUUUUUUCAGUCCAUUUCAUUGCGGUUAAUCUGUUUCUACUCUUCUAUAGUAACGCCCAUUUAAAGCAACACAAUGUGCAUUUUAUCAGUUUGUACAUUUCUUUCAACUCUUUAAAUUCACUGUUUAGUCUACAAUUUCUGGUAUAAUUUAUUUAAUUGCAGAUCAAUAUUGGCGUCCACUAAUAUGUCACUCUGCUGCUUAAAUCUUUUCUUUGCAGUUGUCUGCAUAAAAGUCGCUGUUGAAAUAGUUAAUUUGAAUGUGUAGUUUUCACCACUUUUGUUUUGAUUUUAUUUCAAUUUUAAUGGACUUUCAUUGGCCUGUUUGAAGUCUAAUCUCCUUGAUAAAUUGCUAACUGACACAUCUGCAGUCGGAAAGGUUUAAAGAAAAAUUGUACAAGUGUCAAAGGAAAAGAAGACACCUGGAUGAGUUGCUCAGGAUUUCUAUACUGAAUGCACCAUCAUAUCAUAACUCCUGAAGUACUUAAAUAUACAGAUGAAGGAUUUUUUUUUUUUUUGCAGGGUUUUUUUUCUUUUUGUUUUUUUGUGUGCCUUCUCUGCACCCAGUUCUUCUUGUGUUGCAGCUUUGUCAGAUGGAAAAGUAAAACAACAUGUCUGUCUCCUGUUUUCAUCUUUUGAUUGCCAAAAAAUAUACUGAACAUUUUGAAAAAACGA
This is a messenger RNA of Scomber scombrus (Atlantic mackerel), 2819 nucleotides long. RefSeq names its product heparan sulfate 2-O-sulfotransferase 1a (gene hs2st1a). The record is from RefSeq and is a predicted model, not a curated record. The coding region runs from base 222 to 1304 and encodes 360 amino acids. Lineage: Eukaryota; Metazoa; Chordata; Actinopteri; Scombriformes; Scombridae. Gene Ontology annotation, molecular function: heparan sulfate 2-sulfotransferase activity. Gene Ontology annotation, cellular component: membrane. The transcript is spliced from 8 exons.